AUGGAGGAGCUGCGCCUGCCCGCCGCUCUCAGCCCCAGCAGCUUCCCGGCCAAGCUGUGGCUGCGGCUCUUCGAGCGGGAGCUGCUGGGUGCCGGGCUGGGCCGUGCCACGGGGCUGCCCGGCGAUGGGGAGGAGGCAGCAACCGCCCACCUCUUCGAGAUCAGGAACACCUUUGCCAGCUUCACCCGAGAGCUCAACCUCUACGGCUUCCACAAGGUGGAGACGGGGCCUGAGCUGGGCCGUGGCGAUGGCCAUGGAGGUGGCGAUGCCGCCGGGCCCCUGCACCACUUCCGCAGCCCCCACUUUUGGCGCGACCGCCCCGACCUCCUCGUCCACCUGAAGCACCUGUCGAGGGAAGACAAGGCGAAGCUGGUGGCCGGCCGGGAGGUGACCAGCCGCCCACCCAGCCGCUGCCAGCAGCUGCUCG
Molecule: messenger RNA, 427 nt
Organism: Antrostomus carolinensis (chuck-will's-widow)
Lineage: Eukaryota; Metazoa; Chordata; Aves; Caprimulgiformes; Caprimulgidae
Gene: HSF5
Product: heat shock transcription factor 5
Exons: 2
Biological process (GO): regulation of DNA-templated transcription
Molecular function (GO): sequence-specific DNA binding; DNA-binding transcription factor activity
Source: RefSeq, a predicted model, not a curated record